Molecule: messenger RNA, 699 nt
Organism: Coffea eugenioides
Lineage: Eukaryota; Viridiplantae; Streptophyta; Magnoliopsida; Gentianales; Rubiaceae
Exons: 3
Coding region: 211-510 (99 amino acids)
Source: RefSeq, a predicted model, not a curated record
GAUUAGUGGUGACACAAUUAGAAAUUAGCCGGGUCAAAAUAAAUUUCUCAAAAACUCUUUUUCCUAAAACUAGAAUUUUCAUUUUUUAGGAGCUUGCACCUGCCCUAAGUAGACAUAGUGUAGCCCCGCCUCCGCAGAAACGCUUUUCGCUGGUCCAUUGUUCUUGUUCUUCUUUGUUUUGCUGCCUGCAACAGCCGAUUUGUGUAAGAUAUGGCGUUGAACAACGGGAUGAGAUCAUGCGCCUCCAAGCUCCUCACCUCCACCGAAUCACUGCUUUCCAAGUCCACGAACAGAGGGUUCCACUCAAGUGGUGUUAAGAGAAUGGGAGGAGGACAUGCUCAUGGUCAUGAUGAGCCAUACUACCUUCAUGCUAAGCACAUGUACAACUUGGACAGGAUGAAGAACCAGGGCUUGAAGAUGUCACUUGGAGUUUUCACUGCAUUCAGCAUCGGUGUUGGUGUCCCAGUUUUUGCCGUCAUAUUCCAGCAAAAGAAGACUGCUUCUGGAUAAAUUUUUUUCGCCUUCUCCACCUUCUCUACCUAUGAGGCAAUAAUAGACAGUAGACAUGAAUCUAUUGCUUUCAAGAACUUGACUGUAUUCAUGUUUGCUUUGAUUUUGUCUUGCUUUUUGACAUUGGUAUAGUUCUCGCAUCCUGAAUUUGAAAUAAAUUUUCUGAAAUUAUGCUGCCUUAGACUUACA